AUGGCGGAGGCUGCCACAGAAACAGACUACUCGCUUGCGAACCCUGACACGCUCACCAAGUACAAGACCGCGGCCGGCAUAGCCCACAAAGUCCUCGAGUCCGUGUCCGGCUGGCUCACCGACGGCGCCAAAAUCGUCGAACUCUGCGAAAAAGGCGACAAGCUGCUCGACGAGGAAAUUGCUAAGGUCUACAAAGGCAAGAAGAUCUCAAAAGGCAUCGCAACGCCAACCACAAUCUCCCCUUCCAGCCAUGUCACGCCAUUCACACCUCUUCACUCCGACGCCGAGGACGCUGGCUUGACUAUUUCUGCUGGAGAACUGGUCAAGAUUCAACUCGGAGCCCAGAUUGAUGGCUUCGGCGCCAUAGUCUGCGACACAGUCGUCGUGCCCUCCAAAGACAAGAAAGCCGAAAUCGAAGGUCGGAAUGCGGAUGUUCUCCUCGCGACACACUACGCCAACGAGCUCCUGCUACGACUUAUGGUCCCACCUGGUCUGCUUGCCAGCGGAACAGAGGAAGAGAAGAAGAAAGCCACGUCCGUUCGAGCUCCCACGCAAUCACAGAUCAUCUCAUACAUCGAGAAGGUCGCAAAAGCAUAUGGUGUAGCAGUCGUGCAACACACCACAAGUUGGCAGUUCGAGCGGAAUGAGAUCGAGGGCAAGAAGAAGAUCAUCCUUUCACCCAGCGACGGUACCAAGGGUGAGGGUACACCCGAGGUGGGAGAGAUAUGGGGUGUGGAAGUUGGCAUGUCUCUGGGAUCUGGCAAGAUCAAGGAGCUCGACAAGCGGUCAACUCUACUGCGGCGGACACAGGUCAACUAUGGCCUGAAGCGGCCGUCCAGCAGACAGAUACUGUCGGAGAUUGUGAAGAAGUUUGGCAACUUCCCCUUUAGCUUGAGACAACUGGAUGAUGAACGUGCAGGUAAGGUCGGUGUGGUUGAGAGCGUGCGGAAUGGUGUGCUGCGAGAGUACAAGCCUUCGGCUGAGUCUGAUGGCUCGGCUGUGACGCGGCUGUUCACUACGAUCGCUAUCACCAAGAACGGCAUUACAAGACUCGCAGCACCGCCGUCCAUCGACCUGGAAAAGAUCAAAUCCGACAAGAAAAUCGAAGACAAGGAGAUUCUCGAAAUCCUUGAGAGACCUCUGUCAAAAUCUACUGGCACCAAGAAGAAUAAGAAAAAGAAGAAGAAGGUCGCUAAGAAGGAAGAUGAGGACAGUGAAGAUGAUGAUAGUGAUGACUAG
Messenger RNA from Cyphellophora attinorum, 1239 nucleotides. Its product is annotated as Curved DNA-binding protein. The transcript is spliced from 3 exons. The record is from RefSeq and is a predicted model, not a curated record. NCBI's taxonomy places the organism in Eukaryota, Fungi, Ascomycota, Eurotiomycetes, Chaetothyriales, Cyphellophoraceae. The coding region runs from base 1 to 1239 and encodes 412 amino acids.